Anthostomella pinea is the source of this 810-nucleotide messenger RNA. NCBI's taxonomy places the organism in Eukaryota, Fungi, Ascomycota, Sordariomycetes, Xylariales, Xylariaceae. The record is from the annotation of a GenBank genome assembly.
AUGACGGCAGACUUGAGAUUCGACCCUCAGGGAGACGGGUGGACGUUCAAUAAGGAGACACAGACGUACGAUCUCAGGCGCGCCUCACCUUCGCGACGCUUCACCGUCCUGACCUCGCAGGGCCCUCCGAACACGUCAGUCACGCUGGCGCCGGCCCUGAGCGCCUUGGUCGUCAUCGAUAUGCAAAACUUCUUUCUGCAUCCACGGUGUAACGACCAUCCCUCCGGACUGGCUGCUGUCGAGCGCACCCUCCAAGAUGUCGACAAGUGGCGGGAGAUCGGAAUCAAGGUCAUUUGGCUGAACUGGGGCCUCACCGACGAGGAUAUCGUGUCGAUGCCGGCUGCUGCUCAACAUAGUUUCGCCAGCGCCGUCGUCUCCCCGCCGGUCGACGAUCGUCAGGCGACAUAUGGCUUCGGUUCUGACAUGGGAGACGAUAGAGGCCGGUUACUGGUGGCUUGUUCGUGGAACGCCCAGCUGUACGACCCGUUACAAGACGCGAGCCGCCCGGGGUCGGAUCUGUUUUGCGACAAAAACCGUAUCUCGGGCCUCUGGAACAGCGAGAUGCCCUUGGCAAAGGCCCUCCCUGGUGCCGGCUCUCGAACCUUGCUGUUUGCCGGCGUCAAUACGGAUCAAUGUAUACUCGGGACUCUAGCGGAUGCUUACUACCGCGGAUUUGACUGCAUCUUGUUGGAAAAUUGCUGCGCUACUAAAACUCCAGGCGGGCAGGAAGUUACUGUCUACAACACCGCACGUGGUUAUGGAUUCGUUGUUGACAGCAGAAGCUUCUGUGAUGACUUGGUCACCAGUUGA